This is a messenger RNA of Hyaloscypha bicolor E, 1143 nucleotides long. RefSeq lists its product as uncharacterized. The record is from RefSeq and is a predicted model, not a curated record. NCBI's taxonomy places the organism in Eukaryota, Fungi, Ascomycota, Leotiomycetes, Helotiales, Hyaloscyphaceae. The coding region runs from base 1 to 1143 and encodes 380 amino acids. The transcript has 5 exons.
AUGUCGAUGUCGCUCCUACCUGGCGCAAGUGAGCCAGAUAUCAACAAAGGGCCACAAAUUCUUGGAGCAUGCGGUGCUGUAACAACGCUGGCUCUAAUAUCAGUGUGCUCUAGGAUAUUUGUUCGAGUUAGAAUGGUUAACAAUCCGGGUCCCGAUGCUCUGUCCUUAACUGGAAUGGGUAUUAUUAUUCCGGAAGUGAUGAAUGGCGCCGGCCGUCACUCUGCGCAUUUGGAUCCUGCGAAGGCUACGAUCGGCCUGAAGCUCAAUUUCAUAACACAGCCCAUCUACCUUUGGGCAAUCACCACGGUCAAAACUUCCAUUGCUCUUUUCUUGUUGCGAAUUGCACCAAACAAGUUCUAUAAGAAGUUGUUAUGGGGAAUCAGCGCCUUCUUGAUCAUCUAUACUGCAGUGUGUUUCAUGACCAUCGUAUUUCAAUGCAAGAACUUGGCCGUUCUAUGGGAUUUUGGAGUUAAUACAACGUGCUGGACGGCAACUACCCUUAGAGGUCUAGGUUAUACCAACUCCUCUCUAAACAUCUUUACGGACGUGCUGUUUGCUGUCUUGCCUGUACCUAUGCUAUGGAAUGUCCAAAUUAACCCACGAACAAAAGUAUCUUUGAUCUGCAUUAUGGGCCUUGGAGUCUUUGCCUGCGCAGCAGCUACGGUGAAAUUAUCCUUUCUCGUCAACUACGGCAAAACCGGGGAUUUUCUCUGGGACUCGGCCAAUCUUACCAUUUGGACGGUGACGGAGUGCAAUACGGGCAUUGUCGCGGCAUGUCUGCCAUGCCUAAAACCACUAUUCAAACGCAUCCUUGAAAAGUCCUCUUGGGCAUAUGGAUCCAACAAAAGCGAUAAUAAAACCAACAACUAUCCCCUACAUUCUUGUGGACCUCGCCAGACCCAUGGCUCCCUAUACCAGUAUUCCGCCACUACAAGCCAUGUCACGACGAAAUCUUUAGGGAAUAAAAUCGAUGGAAUAGGAAAAAACUCCAGCGAAGAGAGCAUCUGGCCCCUGCAGAGCAAUGCGAUUACCAAGACCAUGGUGGUUACAGUAGACAGGUCUGGGUCAAGAGGACAUUCGGAGAAGACACCUUGGGCGAAGGUCGACAUAUCACCUAAGAGGGACAUUGAAGAUAUAAUUUAG